This is a messenger RNA of Dipodomys ordii (Ord's kangaroo rat), 3246 nucleotides long. It is a transcript of the gene Incenp, whose product is annotated as inner centromere protein antigens 135/155kDa. Gene Ontology annotation, cellular component: midbody; chromosome passenger complex; kinetochore. The coding region runs from base 103 to 2733 and encodes 876 amino acids. Gene Ontology annotation, biological process: mitotic cytokinesis; meiotic spindle midzone assembly; positive regulation of protein serine/threonine kinase activity. Gene Ontology annotation, molecular function: protein serine/threonine kinase activator activity. The record is from RefSeq and is a predicted model, not a curated record. NCBI's taxonomy places the organism in Eukaryota, Metazoa, Chordata, Mammalia, Rodentia, Heteromyidae. The transcript is spliced from 19 exons.
UGAAGUGAGCCCUGAAGGCUCGCAGCCGAGGGGGUCCGGGCAGGCUGGGCUUCGGGGUCCGGAGGUCGUGGAGUUGGGUCGCAACAGUCCUUAGGAGACGCGAUGCAGUCGAACAAAGCCAAUAUGGAGACCACAGCCCCAGGGCCCAUUCACCUGCUGGAGCUAUGUGACCAAAAGCUUAUGGACUUUGUCUGCAACAUGGACAAUAAAGACAUGGUGUGGCUCCUGGAAAUUGAAGAGGAGGCCAAGCGCAUGUUCACCAGAGAAUUCAGCAAAGAGCCCGAGCUGAUGCCCAAGACUCCUUCUCAGAAGAACCGACAGAAGAAGAGACGAGUUUCUAAUGUUCAGAAUGAAAAUCGGGAUCCCAUCAGGAAAAGGUUAUCCCGCAGAAGGACUCGGAGCAGCCAGCUGAGCACCCGACAGCUCCGCAGCAGAGACAAGGUGGAGAAACUGGCCACCGUAGUGGCAGAGAACGGCUCCCCGGUGCUGCGGCGGAUAACCAGGGCGGCUGCCGCAGCUGCAGCAGCUUCUGUGCCAUCGGCUGCUCCUUUGCCCACCUCUGGGUCUCCCAUAGAACUGACCAAGAAGGUUACGGUGAAGAUAGGCAUCAGUGACCGCCAGAAUGCAGAGAGGCGUCUCACUGAGCUCACAGCUGCCCUGACUCUGUCAGAAGCUGUGAACCCCACCCCACCUCCAGCUUCUCAGGACGUCUUGAUUUCAGAUGAAGAACCAACACCCAAGAAAUCAGAGGCUGGGAGACUGGAGUCUGUCACAGUGAGCUCCCUGAUGACUACCCCCCAGGACCCUAAGAAUGGAGGGGCUGGAACAGGGCGAUCUGCCUCUAAGCUUAAGAUUGCUCAAGCUUCCCGGGACUCAACUGACUCUUCAUAUUAUCCAUGGCAAGAGCGAGUGCUGGUCCCCAUCCUGCCAGAUAACUACUCCAAAACCAACGGCUCCCGUAGGCAUACUCGGUCAAUGCGGCACAGCCUGAUUCCUUCAGGGCCCCAAGUCUCACUGGCCCAACAGUACUCCCUGGCCCACAAGUACUCCCUUGUGACCAAACAGGAUGGUACCAGCCGCAGAUCAAGCAGAAGGGUUUCCAAGAAGGCCACCAAAGAGCCAGCUGCUUCUGCCCGCAUCAUCUGUCACAGCUACUUGGAGAGGCUCCUGAAUGUUGAGGUACCUCAGAAAGCUGGUCCAGAGCAGGAUCCCAGCAAGGAGGCUGAGUCCAGAGAGGCAGCGGAGACAGAGGUCUCUAAGAAUGAUGGGAGCACGUUGUGUACCUUUAGUACACCCAGACUGAAGCCUGGGGCAUAUAGACAAGAAGCAUCCCCUCAACAGCAGCAGGAGUCCAAGACUGACCCAGCAGAUGGACACAGGGAGCCACCCCAGAGCAUCAGAAGGAAACGUAGCUAUAAGCAGGCGAUGAGUGAGUUGGAUGAGGAGAAUUUCCAGGAGGAUGAGGACCUACAGCCCCCCAGGACCAAGACCCCUUCUCCGCCCUGUCCAGCCAACAAGGUGGUGCGGCCCCUCCGGACCUUCCUGCAUACAGUACAGAGGAACCAGUUGCUCAUGACCCCUACCUCGGCCUCCCGCAGCAGCAUCAUGAAAUCCUUCAUUAAGCGCAAUACUCCUCUGCGCGUGGACCCUAAGUGCAGCUUUGUUGAGAAGGAGCGGCAGCGCCUGGAGAACCUUCGGCGGAAGGAGGUGGCGGAGCAGCUGCGCAGGCAGAAAGUGGAGGAGGACAAGCGGCGGCGGCUGGAGGAAGUGAAGCAGAAGAGGGAAGAGCGCCUCCGCAAGGUGCUGCAGGCCCGAGAGCGGGUGGAACAGAUGAAGGAGGAGAAGAAGAAGCAGAUUGAGCAGAAAUUCGCUCAGCUUGAUGAGAAGACGGAGAAGGCCAAAGAGGAACGGCUAGCCGAGGAGAAGGCCAAGAAGAAGGCUGCAGCCAAGAAGAUGGAAGAGGUGGAGGCCCGCAGGAAGCAGGAGGAGGAGGCACGCAGGCUCAAGUGGCUCCAACAGGAGGAGGAGGAGCGGCGCCACCAAGAGCUGCUGCAGAAGAAGAAGAAGGAGGAGGAGGAACAGGAGCGGCUGCGCAAGGCCACUGAGGCCAGGCGGCUGGCGGAGCAGCGGGAGCAAGAACGGCAGCAGGCUGAGCAGGAGCGACGGCGACUGGAGCAAGAGCGGCUCCAGGCCGAGAAGGAGAAGGAGAAGGCCAUGCGGCUACAGAAGGAGCGGCUGCAGAAGGAACUGGAGGAGAAAAAGAAGGAGGAGCAGCAGCGUCUGGCUGAGCAGCGGCUACAGGAGGAGCAGAAGAAAGCCAAGGAGGAGGCAAGGGCCGGCAAAAACCUGAACGUGACCGUGGACGUGCAGUCUCCAGUUUGUACCUCAUAUCCAAUGACUCCACAAGGGCCCAAGAGCCACCCCAAAAUCAACCCAGAUAACUAUGGGAUGGACCUGAAUAGUGAUGACUCCACUGAUGAUGAGGCUCAUCCCCGGAAGCCCAUCCCCAUCUGGGCCAGAGGCACCCAGCUCAGCCAGGCCAUCGUCCACCAGUACUACCACCCCCCGAACCUUGCGCAGCUCUUUGGAACCAUUCUCCCCCUGGACUUGGAGGACAUCUUCAAGAAGAGCAAGCCCCGCUACCACAAGCGCACCAGCUCUGCUGUGUGGAACUCACCGCCUCUGCAGGGGCCCCGGGUCCCCAGCAGCCUGGCCUACAGCCUGAAGUACUGAGGCACGCGUGCACUCUGCCCUUCCGGCAGUCUUGGGACCUGUGUCUUGUCUGUGUCUGUCUAUUUUGUCUGUGUGGUGUGCGUGUUGGGCUGGUGCCCUGCCGCCUGGUGUGCCAUGGCUGAGGGCUCUGCCGUGGAGUGGCUGUGGCUGUCCUCUGAGUGCCAGGCUUCUGUGCUGCAAGGGGAAAGGGGGCCCCAGACCAGGUUGGAGGUUGGUUCAAGAACUAGGAGCAGCCCCAACUGGCCCUCAGGCAGUACUGUGUAUAUAGAUUCUUCUAUUUCAGUUGAAUUUUAGUUUCUAGUGUCUGAGAGGUAGAUUAAUAAAGUAUAUGCCUUGAAGCCUGCUGUGGAUAUUGUGGAGAUGGGGGUUUUCAGUAGAAUGUUCUGGAGGCACUGCAGUGUACCUCAAGAUCACCUGUGGGGUCGGGGCCCACCCUGAGGUACUGGUGUGUGGGUGAUUCUGAUCAGACAACCCCCAGGAAAUGGGUUAGUAUCUCGUGAUGGUGCAGGUAAA